UAACCCCAUUCGGAUGGCCCAAGUGAUAAAAAAACACAAGCGAGUGACAAAAACAAAAAACAAAAUUUAAAGCAGAUUGCAGAAGAGAAGAAUGCUCAAGGCAAUUCGACCAGUCGUGGAGCAGAAGUUGUUGAACCAGAUAAAGUAUAAGAAAUUUGGAUUGAACAUUGAGUUAAAAGAGGGAAGAGUAUAGGGUAUUUCAACCAGUUUAGAGGGUGUCUAUAAGGCGCAACAAUGUCGGUAACAGCAGGUGUUAGUGAUACUGUGAUUGCAGUCAGGGAUAAGCUCAGAGGUAAAAUUGGGCAAACAAAAGUUAAAAGGUAUUGGCCUGGAAAAGCUCCCGAGUGGGCAGAUGAUGCCGACGAAGAUGGGGAUAUUAGGAUGUCCGCAGCUGCUUCAUUGGAGAAAGCUUUCCCCACUGAGGAAUAUUCUGAUGUUGUCAGAAAAGAUGAUCCUAGACUGCGCCGUUUGGCUGAGAGCAGGAUAGAUAAUCGUGAGGAUGCUCGAGCUGAUCAUAGGCGUAUCCGGCAAGCUGAGAUUGUUUCAACAAUUGAAGAAGAAGCCAAGAGGCAGGAAGGGUUAGAAGCGGAGGAAGAGGACGCAGAUGCUUUGGAGGAAAGAAGAAGAAGGAUCAAGGAGAAGUUGCGUCAAAGGGAGCAAGAAGAAGCUCCACUCCUGUCGGAAGAUGAGGAAGAAGUAAAGGAAGAGGAGGAAGAAGAGUCUGAGUAUGAUACUGACUCAGAAGAAGAGCUUACUGGUAUGGUGAUGCUGAAGCCUGUCUUUGUGCCCAAGUCAGAGAGAGAUACUAUUGCUGAACGUGAGCGACUUGAGGCUGAAGAACGAGCCCUUGAGGAAUCUAGGAAGAGGAAUUUGGAGGAAAGGAAGAGAGAGACAAAGCAGAUUGUGGUUGAGGAGAUUCGGAAGGACGAAGAGAUUCAGAAGGGUUUGGAACAGGAAGCAAAUAUUGCUGAUAUUGAUACUGAUGAUGAAGUAAACGAGGCAGAGGAGUAUGAAACUUGGAAGGCAAGAGAGAUUGCCAGGAUCAAGAGGGAUAGGGAGGACCGGGAAGCAAUGAUAAAGGAGAAGGAAGAGAUUGAAAGGGUUAGAAACAUGACAGAGGAAGAGAGGAGGGAGUGGGAGAGGAAGCAUCCGAAAGCUGCACCACGACCAAAGCAGAAGUGGAGAUUUAUGCAGAAAUAUUACCACAAGGGUGCUUUCUUCCAGUCAGAACCUGAUGACUAUGCUGCAACUGUUGGAACAGAUGGAAUUUACACGCGUGAUUUCUCUUCCCCAACUGGAGAAGAUAAGAUGGACAAAACAAUAUUGCCCAAGGUCAUGCAGGUCAAACAUUUUGGUCGUAGUGGAAGGACGAAAUGGACGCAUCUUGUCAAUGAGGAUACCACUGAUUGGAACAAUCCAUGGACGUACAAUGAUCCUCUACGAGCGAAGUAUAAUGCUAAAAUGGCCGGAAUGAACACGCCUAUUAUAAAACCCAAAGGAAGCAAGAAAUUGAAGGAUUGGGAGUCUCGUUGAUUUUUGACUACUCAGUCAUGUGCAAGAAGCUAGGAUUUGUAAUUUAUCUGAUGUUUUCAUUGACGGAAUACAAGUUUGUGGGAGAAUAUUACAUUCUUAAAUGUAUUUUCGCAAUGUAGGACUUGCUGCUCAGGGCACAGCCAUGUAAGAUUUCUAGUCCAUUAUGAUACUUCAGUAUGACUUGAGAAUUAAAAUCAUAGAAUUCGAUCUGUAACUUUAACUUGAUCUCAUGUGCCUGGACUAUUUUUAUGUUCUUGACCA
Messenger RNA from Prunus persica (peach), 1794 nucleotides. Its product is annotated as microfibrillar-associated protein 1. Gene Ontology annotation, molecular function: RNA binding. Gene Ontology annotation, biological process: mRNA splicing, via spliceosome. The transcript has 3 exons. Gene Ontology annotation, cellular component: U2-type spliceosomal complex. Lineage: Eukaryota; Viridiplantae; Streptophyta; Magnoliopsida; Rosales; Rosaceae. The record is from RefSeq and is a predicted model, not a curated record. The coding region runs from base 235 to 1533 and encodes 432 amino acids.